CAGGCCUUUUGAGCACUACUGCAGGGGCCUGCUGCGCACCUGAAAACUGCAAAAGUCAAUCCUUUAGAAAUUAGUUAGAAUUGAGCUAAAAUGCAUGUUAUGCGCCGCUUAGGUUUGAGAUAACUUGCAACCUUGUCGUGCAGCUCGCGUUGACGUGCAUCAACACCAAAAGCAAAAGCGGUACUGUACUUCUACAUUAGUAUCAACCCUCCAAUGGGUCGUUUGCCGUUGCGUAUUAUUCCAUAUCGGCGGUCGGUCGUGUAGUGCCAGUGCGUGGCGCCUAAGCUGCUCUACUUCGGUCCUUCGUUGAUGGUAUCGAUACGAUAGAAUAGUUUCCUGGCAACCUCUCAUCAAGUUCAAGUAACAACGACAAGAUAAAAACUGCAUUUCUUAAUGAAAAUAUGAAAAUCAGGCUCGAACUCGCCCCACCUCAGUAUUUUACGGUUUUCCGACUUUUGAUUUAUUUGACCCCGGCGAGGUUGAGGCAAAUAUUUAUAAGCUCAAGCUGCACCUCGAGAUUUGGAUUUCUGUUGACCCACCUUCUUCUGUUUCAGUUCGGCAGUGUGUUCCAACAAAGAACAUGUCCCGGCAUGAUCUGAGUGGCCACCUGGACGACCACCACGACUCGCGUUUUCAUUACAACUAAGCAAAGCCUCCAACUUUUUCUAGGUGCCGCAUCAGCUGCAUUGAACAAAUACAGUAGCAGUGGCAGGACGGCGAUCAGCAUCAAGUUCUAGUUGGUUUAUUUCCGGCCGACAACCAACCUGCUACUAGCUGGUCGUCUACUACCACGACGCUGUCCCCGCUGAUGAUGUCGAGACGCACUUACCUCGCGCGGGCAGCGUUCGCCGCCCUUCUCUCCCCACACAGCACCGCUUCUGGCGAGAGGAGGAAAACCAAAACUACCCCGAAUAAAGCAGCAAACGAAAAACCCGAACAACAAGAUCCGUACGCUUUCCUCGAAGAGCAUCACGAAGCUGACGAGCAAGCCAUGGCGUACGAGCAAGCGAUGGCCGCGCGGUUUGGCCUCGCCAUGGCGAAUUCCGGGGAGGCGCCCGGGCGGCGGUCCGGGAUGGGAAGCAGCAGGGGCAGAAGGAAGAGAAGGCGUGGUGGAGGGUAUGGUCAUGGGCACCACCAUGGGAACAAGAAGCGCAACAAUAGUUUCUUGCAUUCGGCGUUGUCUUCCGUGACCAGUAGCGACCAAGUGGAUGCUGAUGCAAGCAGCCAAACCGCGCUUGGGGGGCAUUCCGAUUUUUUGCAGACGGGUGAGGAUCAUGCGGGAUUGCUGUCGGAGCAGGACGCACAGGCCGCAGGCGAGAUGGUUCCAGCGGCCGCUGUCAAAAGCCUCACAGGAGAUGAAACUUUGACCCAACGUGGUCGGGCGGGAGAGGCGCACGACCUGGCUUCGUCGCUGGCGAGUUUAUCUCCAGGGUAUUACAUUGAAAACUGAGCGCUCCACGUUCAGCAGAAGGAGGAAAGUGAGCUUGUAUCUGUUUUUUCAAAAAAAAAUAUCGUUCAUUUUUCUGUAUAAUGCGACUCGUGUUGCAUUGGAGCUGUCUUCUUGAUGCAUCAAUUUAAACAUGCAAUCUUAGACAUCGGCAAUGAAUCCUGGAUGCCCUCUGCAACUCAACACUCACGCCUGCGCCAUCAUCUAUCUAUAUUGCGUCGACAGUGCUUGUCUGUUGUUUUUUCUCUUUUGGGGAGUGGUGUCUUCAAUGCGAUACUUGGGAGCUCCAGAGUGGUUCUGAAGGAACGGCUGCAGCACCCGAUGAAGAUCUCUCCCCAGGGCAGGCGCAAGGAUCACCCGCUGCAGGAGGGCCUUUCAGUACCUUUGCGGAGGCGGAGCUAUGUCCUACUCCUUUUCCUACGUUGUUGGGUCGCAAAGUUACUCCCGUCCCGCCCGAUGAUCAUCAUGUCGAAAAAAUACCUCCUGCUGAACAGCCUUCACCUCGAGAGACGUCCGCAGGGCGGACAGCUCCAGCUCAAGUUUCUGAGGAGACCUCGAAAAACUUGCCGCAAGGAGGGUGCUGCGGCGAAGGAGAAGACGUCAAAGCCUACAUCGAGAAGAACAUGAAAGAGAAUACGUAUUAUUAUGGCGUUCUCAACUGUUACAUUCUCAGCAGUUACAUGAUUUGUCAUGCAAAAUAACCAUAAGCCGCCACACGAUCAAGGUGCUUCGCAUGACAAAUUCUCGAAGGGCUAAACACCACCUGAAUGCGCUCCAAAUUUGUAAUGCAAAGCGCGCAAUCUUCCCGCGUUCACUUUUGCUGUUCUUGCACGACAAAUUCAUGUAACAGUUGAGAAUGUGACAUUUGAGAAUCCCAUAAUUAUCAGCAUUCCGUUGGCACAGAUGUCUUCAAAUACCUUCCCUGUCAUACAACAAAGGCUGUUCGCGUUCGCCCAGACGAGGAUAUUCUGCCCGCCAACGAGCGUUCUGGUUACUGCACCGCCCGAAUACUUCGCACCGACGAGCAUUAUGAGCAAAAGUUGGAGGAUGUCAAGCAAGGGAGGUUACGAAAGCGAAGAGCAGUGCUGUCUCUACAACUACGAAACUUAUCGCGUUCGCGAAGGGAUUUUGGCAUUGUGGCGAGGAGUCAAAUAUAAGUCUAGUGCUCACGUUCAGUAGAAGAUAGAUGUUGCGCGAAUUAUGCGCGGCACGCUGAUCAUUUUUUUAACGUUUGGGCUUUAUCGUUAUCCUCAUCCAUGCGCAGGCAUGCCUGAAUGAGAAUGAUUUUCCAUGCAGAAACUCAUGACACCCGAAACGGUGGAAGUGUGUAUAACUUUCGCCACGCUCGUGAUCAUUUUAUUACUUUGGUCUCCAUCCCAGUGCCUGAAUUAGAACAGAAGUAAGCUCGAUGUCAUACAGAAUAAACCCAUCGCCAUCGCCGGAAUGUUUCCGUUUUCUCUCGUGCGCCGGAGAAUCUUUUUUGCGCAUGCACGUGCAUUGGAGUAGCUGUAGGCAGCGUUUUUUGUUUCCAUAAAAAUGCCCGCAGCUGUAUCAGCGUGGAUCAACGUCCCAAACCCCUGGCGUAGUCAAUUGCAGGCAGCUCGAACUAAGCGAAGUAGUGCUAUCGUGACGAGAAAAAUCCCCGUUCCCAGACUUCAAGGGAGUGAAGAAUCUAGGUCACUUUAAGGUUUCUAGAUUCAUUUGGCGCCGCAGAUCGACACGACAAGACUAGACAGCUUAGUAGAGUGGAAACAGUGCCUUGCCGAAUACGUAGUUAGUAGAAGACUUCUUACUGUCAUUGUACGUGUACGCUGCUGCGCACUCGUAUCAUCUACUUCAAGUUCUGCAAGAACUACCCUUAGUCUUACUCAUCUUCUGCAGCUAUACGGAUUGGGGCCAUCGCUGGAUGUUGAUGCAGGCAGGCUGCCAAAGUGAAAGUUGACCUAAACUGGUCCUCCACACUUGUAAAUGUUGUUUGCAGAUUCAGUUAGGGUCGCUCCAAUCAGCGCCAGGUCGCAACAAGUCUGCCAGCUCCCGCGAGGGACUGCAGAUGGUAGUUCCUGCAAAUGCUAGCUCCAGCCCGCUCCCCCGAGGGACUGCAAAUGGUACUUCCUGCCAACCCCCCCCCCCCCCCCCGCCCGGCAGUUCCUGCAAAUGGUAGAAUGCCUGGCUUUGAUGCGUCGGAGAAUUUGACGUCCAGUGCGACAUCGCCAACAGCAUGGGUGACAGGGCGUGAUGUACAUCACAAAUCAUGUCGCUGCUUGGCGGAGUUUCUUUGAGUAUGGGACAGGGAUUUUUCAUUUGAAUAAUUCGGCAAAGUUUUGAGCCUCAGUUACAGUUUCGGCCAGGGGGGUUGCGCAUGCGUAUCGGACAAGGACCAGGGCCAGCACGAUCCUUCCCGCGUCGGCCACGAACCCGGCUCCUAUGACCCCUCCAGCGACCCGCCCGAGGAUAAUCGUGAUGGGCAGACUCAUGAUCCUGCGCCCCUGCGCCUGCUGGAGCUGGACGAGGCCAGCAUCGGCGAAGUCCCAUCCCCAGACCCAAGCCAAGUACUAAGACCAAGCGAGCAUUUCCCGAUCAAGAAGCAGGAGCUCGACCGCGACCCUGCCUUGAAAGCUGUCACGUAUUACGACCACUCGGAAAUCACGGACGUAUUCCACUUGCCGUGCAGCUGGAGAGACGAAAAGAUAGAAUAUCCGAAAUAUUUUUGUUACUACGCAGUCCCACGUGACACGGAGCAUGAUUCGGUUCGCGAAUAUGUAGCUGAGAGAGGUCUGUGCCCACAUACAAAGGCUCUGCCAAACGCUGAACACUUCGCGAAAUAUCAUUAUCAGCGCUGCGAAUGGACACCGUACGGCGCAGUAAGGGACGGCGUUUCUGCAGCGGCUGCGGUAGCGGGGGCCAUACCUUCUGAAAAUGGUGGGAGCUGUGUAUGUGUCCCCGAUGUUCCUAUCUUUGGUCCUGCAGAUUCACUGGGCCCAAACCCCCCUAAGGGUUCGGCGGGGGGCGGCGGCCACGUACUCGCCAUCGUGGGGCGUACUUAAUGUCGAUUCUGGGCAGAGCAGCCGCAGCGCUCCAGACAGCGCUGGGUUUUUUUCCACGCCACAAAGGACUGCGCGUUUUCAAAAUAGUUUAUAGUGUUUCCGCAAUGUUGUAGUUGUUCUGUUGUCGUACUACAACUCAUAUUAAUAUCACUCCAUCUUGAUCAUCUGGAUCUGCGCAUGAAGAUGAACGCACGCUCGUGGCGAUACCAGGGAGCAUGCAGAUUCAGAAAUUUGUCUAAUUCCGUUGCAACUUCUGUCGCACGAGAACGCAUCACAAAACUAAACCCUUUUCAUCUUCUAACGAGGUAGUAGCACAAUAUCAUGUGGCUGUAUCGGCGUUCAACAAUGGCACAACAGAAACAAGUCCACAAGGCUCGUUCUUCUAGUCCAGCGGAUCUUCGUAGUUUCGCUUUUAGUUUCUCCAGAAUACGUACUAAUACUUUUACUCAGUAGGCUCCUCGUGAAAGAACAGCGCGAAAUUUAUAUCGGUCGAGGUAUCUAUUGAAUAGUCCAAGAGCCUCCAAUUAUGUCCGCUGGCCUUUUUUAGCACCACUUAUCGUCUUCAACAUCGUCCAGACAAAAAUAAUUCGGUAUGACGAAACGUGCUUUUCCAGUUUCUCUCCACUUCUAAUAAUUCGGUGUCGUACGAGUUUUACUUGCAACCUUGUCGUGCAGCUCGCGUUGACGUGCAUCAACACCAAAAGCAAAAGCGGUACUGUGCUUAGUAUCAACUCUCCAAUUGGUUCGCCGUUGCGUAUUCCAUAUCGGCGGUCGGUCGUGUAGUGCGUGGCACCUAAGCUGCUCUACUUCGGUCGUCCUUCGUUGAUGAUAUCGUUACGAUAGAAUAUCUUCCUGGCAACCUCUCAUCAAGUUCAAGUAACAACGACAUCAAGAUAAAAACUGCACUUCUUUAAAUCAAAAUAUGAAAAUCAGGCUCGAACUCGCCCCACCUCAGAAGAAGUACUCUAUUUCUAUAGUUUUCCGACUUUUGAUUUUGAUCCCGCCGAGGCUGAGGCAAAUAUAAGCUCAAGUUGCACCUCGAGAUUUCUGUUGACCCACCUUCUUCUGUUUCAGUUCGGCAAUGUGUUCCAACAAACAUGUCCCGGCAUGAUCGCAGUGGCCGCCUGGACGACCACCACGACCCGCGUUUUCAUUACAACUAAAGUAAAGCCUCCAACUUUUUCUAGGUGCCGCAUCAGCUGCAUUGAACAAAUACAGUAGCAGUAGCAGGACGGCGAUCAGCAUCACGCUCUAGCUGGUUUAUUUCCGGCCGACAACCAACCUGCUACUAGCUGGUCUACCACGAAGACGAUGUCCCCGCUGAUGUCGAGACGCACUUACAUUGCGGCAACCGUCGCCGCUAUUCUCUCCCCACACAACACCGCUUCUGGCGAGAGGAGGAAAACUACCCCGAAAGCUGCAAGCGAAAAUAUCAAAUGCAAAAAUGUCUGGGUCUGGAAGUAUCCGAACUUGUGAUGCGCAUUUUACAACAUAGAAAAAUUAUCUCUCAUGCAUAGGUAGCAAAAGCUGCCGACUUUCUGUCACCAUCAAAAUGGGGGAUUUCUCAUGCGGGUUCGGCAUUGCGGAAGCUUCUCGAAGCCUGUGAUGCUAGAGCUUCCAUGCCAGACCUUCUGUGUCAUGCAAAAACAGCAUGACGCUUUCAGACCCAGACAUUUUUACAUUUGAUAGAAAAACCCGAACAACAAGAUCCGUACGCUUUCCUCGAAGAGCAUCACGAAGCUGACGAGCAAGCCAUGGCGUACGAACAGGCCAUGGCCGCGCGGUUUGGCGUCGCCAUGGCGAAUUCCGGGGAGGCGCCCGGGCGGCGGUCCGGGAUGGGAAGCAGCAGGGGCAGAAGGAAGAGAAGGCGUGGUGGAGGGUAUGGUCAUGGGCACCACCAUGGGUGGAACAAGAAGCGCAACAAGAACCGGCACCAUAGCCAUAGCGGCUCCAGUUCAAGAAGUAGCAGGGGAAGGGCUAUGAGCGAGCACAACCCCUCGCCCUCUCCCUCAUUUGUAUAGCAUGAACGGCAAGAAUACAACAAACACCAGCACACGUGGAGCUAAUACAUGACAAAUUUGCGUGCUUCAUGUAAAAAUACUGUUUGGGCUUCAGGGAUUUGUCAUGCAAACAGUGCCACAAGGCAUCCUCGACUGAAUUUGGGGCUUUGCAUGACAAAUGAGGGGGAGGGGGGGGUUAUGCACUCUCAUAAGAGGAGCCUCGGCCGCGGAAGGGCUGGGCGAGCAGGACGACGGCGCAGAAGGAGCCAACAUUUUUUUGACUCUGGACAAACAAAACAAAAAUCCGUGAAAAGGAAGAGAUGUCUUUUUCUAUGAUUGUUUUUUUCCUCUUGUUUCGCCACACUUCAUCUCGCAGGAGCAGGCGCAAGGCUCCUUUCAUCGUUUUAUUUCCUACUUUUCGUUUUGAAUGUCAAUUUGUUUUCCAUCACAUAUUCAUAAAUUUCUGAAAAAGUGCCGUAAAAUUAAAGUGAAAUAGUUUGAAGCACCAGCGAGGUCACCGUAUGCUCGUUCCCUUUAGGGGGAGCUUGUAGUUCUGACUUUGCUUUGUUUUAAAGCACCAGUCUGUAGUCAGAUUCAAAUUUUGAUUUAUCGCAAUGGUAUGGAAAUAAAGCAAGCCAGACGAACUACUUAAGGCGAACAAGUAGAAGAACUGUAGUAGUUCUGAAAUCCCCCCUGGCUCCCUGCUUUUGUGUUGCUUCUUUGCAGUAGAGGCACAGACAGUAACUAAUUCCUUGUUUUUUCGAAUAAAGAUAUUGCAGAUGCACUCACAUUUUUCUUUUUCAAUACACGCAAAAACGACAAAUUAUUUGAAGAAAAGUUCAGUGGUCCUGUCAAACGUAUUCAGCAAUUUUUUUCCUUCGAGCACUCGUUGCAGUGUGUCACCCCGGAGGGCUUGAUGCCACGUUUGGGACAGACGAGACAGGGUGCCCACGAUGUUCUGUUUCGACAACGAGUGCAGGAAGUAAGGCGGUAAUAAUUUGGUCUGCAAUGAUAAAC
Messenger RNA from Amoebophrya sp. A120, 7508 nucleotides. The record is from the annotation of a GenBank genome assembly. Lineage: Eukaryota; Dinophyceae; Syndiniales; Amoebophryaceae.